AUGUCUUUCAGUUUCAGAGGACUUGGCAAGCCAAAUGCAACAUCUGGAAUGGGUGUUGCAGAAGAGAGCAAAACCAAGUUUCAUGAGCUUCAGAGGAAGAAAACGCAUCGUUAUGUUGUAUUCAAGAUCGAUGAAUCCAAAAAAGAAGUUGUUGUUGAGAAAACUGGGAAUCCUGCAGAGAGCUACGAUGAUUUCUUAGCUUCUCUUCCGGACAAUGAUUGCAGAUACGCUGUUUAUGAUUUCGAUUUCGUUACUUCUGAGAAUUGUCAAAAGAGCAAAAUCUUCUUCGUUGCUUGGUCUCCUUCGACUUCUCGGAUUAGGGCGAAGAUGCUUUACGCUACUUCGAAAGACAGGUUUAGGAGGGAGCUUCAAGGGAUUCAUUAUGAGAUUCAAGCUACUGAUCCUACUGAGGUUGACCUUGAAGUCUUGCGCGAACGAGCAAACUAA
Molecule: messenger RNA, 447 nt
Organism: Arabis nemorensis
Lineage: Eukaryota; Viridiplantae; Streptophyta; Magnoliopsida; Brassicales; Brassicaceae
Source: the annotation of a GenBank genome assembly